This is a messenger RNA of Marmota monax (woodchuck), 762 nucleotides long. Its product is annotated as tripartite motif-containing protein 64-like. The record is from RefSeq and is a predicted model, not a curated record. The coding region runs from base 1 to 762 and encodes 253 amino acids. Lineage: Eukaryota; Metazoa; Chordata; Mammalia; Rodentia; Sciuridae. The transcript is spliced from 4 exons.
AUGGAUUCUCAUGCCUUGCAAGACUUCCAAAGUGCACUCACAUGCUCCAUUUGCAUGAAUUACUUCUUAGAACCUGUCACCAUAGACUGUGGACACACCUUUUGCCAACCCUGCCUCUACCUCUGCUGGGAGGAAGCCCAAACACCCAGGUGCUGCCCUGAGUGCAGAAAAAUAGCAGAGAAGACAGACUACAGGACCAACACUGCCCUCAAGAAGCUGGCCUCUCUCACCAGACAGGCCAGACCUCGCUCUGUAAGCAGCUCUGGGGAGCAGCUCUGCAGGAGAAACGGGGAGACAAAGGGGCUCUUCUGCAAGGUGGACAAGAGCCUGCUCUCUGCACCCUGCUCUGAAUUACCCAAACACACAGUUCAUAGCUACAGCCCAGUGUCAUGCACGGAGGAGGAGAAUAGGGAAAAAAAUGUAAAGGAAAUGGAUCAUUUAUGGCAAAUGACUCAGGAGAUGCAAGAUAAUCUAAAUGAAGAAAUUAGCAAAUCUCAAUCAUUUGUGUACUAUGUGGCCUUAAGGAAGAACAUGAUUCAAAUUCGGUAUCAAAUGAUGCAUCAAUUGCUCCUGGAGGAGGAACGAUUUCAACUGGAAACAAUAGAAAGAGAAGCACAGGAGAUUGUGCAGCAACUCAGAGACAGUGAAAUCAGAAUGGCUCAACAGAGGGAAAGGCUGAAAGAAAUGUACAGGGACCUGACUGAGAUGUGCCACAGGCCUGACAUGGAGUUGCUCCAGCCUAGUCCCAAUAAACUUUACUAA